GCACCUACCGGUUGUCAACAGUUAUUGCGCAUGUGGAGCAGCCGUAUGGCUCCAUGCUUUACGGCAAUCAACCCGUAUCUUUCAGUUCUCUGUGUAAAUCCAUGUUCUUUGGUCGCUGAAUUGAACCGAGAUCUGCAGUCUGCAGUCAGGGAAAUAACCCAAACAGACAAAAAUGGCUCAUCUUACUGAAAACCCCGCUGACAAAGAGAGGUUCAUCUGCAUCUAUCCCAUCUACGUCAACAGUAAGAAGACACUGGCUGAAGGACGGAGGAUCCCCACAGAGAAGGCGGUGGAGAACCCGUCCUGCGCUGAGAUCAGAGACGUGCUGACAGCAGCCGGAAUGAACGUCUAUGUGGAGAACAAAAUGCAUCCCAGGGAGUGGAACAGGGAUGUGCAGUUCAGAGGUCGGGUCAGAGUCCAAGUGAAGCAGGAGGACGGCAGCCUCUGUCAGGACAAGUUCUCCUCCCGUAAAGAUGUCAUGUUUUACGUAGCGGAGAUGAUCCCCAAACUAAAGACUCGGACCCAGAAGAGUGGAUCAGGAGACGCCAGCUCUCAGCAAGGAGAGGGAGGAAAGAAGAGCAAGAAAAAGAAGAAAUAGACUUGUGUAAAUUGCAUUUUUUCUUUUUAAAUUAAUUUUAAAUUUGAGCUCAGUCAGCCAAAAUCAAACUCUGAAACUACACUGAAGCCAGUUGUUUUUUUAAAAGAACUUUAUUAACAUGAAGAUGUUGAGCUGUAGGCUUCCAAAGGGAAAUAUUUCCGUUUUCCCUUUUUCGAUUCUUUAUGUUUGGACCCUACUGAACAUUUCUAUGAUGGGUGAUCUGUAACACCUCCUCACAGCUGAUCAUGAAGUUUCCCAAAAAAAAAGGCAGAUAAAAGAGCUUAUUUCUGUUAUUUCAAGUUUCAAAGUGGCUGGAGUGCUUCAUUUGUUUCAGUUUAACACUUUGUCCCUUUUUACUCCCUUUUUUUUCAACUACAUUGUGUCUGUUUGAAGACAAGAUGAAUAAAGAGUUCAUUUUCUCACA
This is a messenger RNA of Eleginops maclovinus (Patagonian blennie), 1022 nucleotides long. It is a transcript of the gene srp19, whose product is annotated as signal recognition particle 19. The coding region runs from base 173 to 598 and encodes 141 amino acids. Lineage: Eukaryota; Metazoa; Chordata; Actinopteri; Perciformes; Eleginopidae. The transcript has 5 exons. Gene Ontology annotation, molecular function: 7S RNA binding. Gene Ontology annotation, cellular component: signal recognition particle, endoplasmic reticulum targeting. The record is from RefSeq and is a predicted model, not a curated record. Gene Ontology annotation, biological process: SRP-dependent cotranslational protein targeting to membrane, signal sequence recognition; SRP-dependent cotranslational protein targeting to membrane.